ACUUAGCGUCAGUGUUUCAGACGCUGUUGCGCGAGGCGGUAAUGUGAUGCUAGGGCGCUCUGGCUGUGUGGAGGUCGCGCUCAAGAUUUUCUCACGGUGUUCCUAUUCCAUCUCAGCAGGACGCUAUUGUCGCAGCAUUGCUUACAGUCCAUGACUACGAAUACUGAUUAUGUGUCUAUAUUUGGCGUAGUAAAAGUGUUCUUCUUAAACUGAGCCUAACCAACCGAAACUUCGAAAUUAUUUAAGUGAUUUUUGAAAAACGUUAUACCUAUUAGGUAAUCACGUAGAAUCAGGACUCACAAGUGUUGGGAGAAAAAAAGUUAUUGCGUGUUAGGUAAAAUAAAAAAUCAAAUUAUUAAUUUUAAUUGUGCUCAACGACUCAACCGUUUGCUAUAUGAACAUAGUUCAUAUUGUAACAUAUUACAUUAUAAUUGAGAAACUUCUUGCGGUUCUUUUUAAAGUGGGAAGUCUUGUGUUUAAAAAUUCAAUAAAUAACUGAUCACAGUAAUUCUUGUCAGCUCGUACAGCACUCUGUGUGUUGCAUAUUUCUCAACAGCAUCGAGAAAACACACUCUCCAAGACACAGAGAUUUGAAAGCGAAUCUUAGCAAUUUGGCUCAUCAAUAAUAGCAGGUCAGUCAAGGGUGGCCGUUACGCGGUGCAGGGUAGAGGAAGAGACAACGGCUAUUCAGCAGUGAAUGUUGCUAGACAGGUGACCCUACGCCCGCUCUCCCACGGAGCCUUCCCGUGGCAUCUCUUCACCGCAUCUUCAGUCGUCACCGUGCGCAUCCUUUGACCUCGCGCGCUAGGUUCACCGCUGCAAGACUCGCAUCUGCACAGCGGGUUGCUCACUCGCUCUACAGCCUGUAUCUACUCGCUAGACUAUACCUACACUAAUGCUCGUCUUCAGUUGAAAAAAAUGAGCAAGUUCUCACGUACAACGGAGUGAUUUCUAUGCUCAACGAACACGUGCUACAUCAUCUACAUGCUGUGGUAGUACGAGUGCACAAGUGCAAACGUGCGUGUAAUUUCUUCUGUUUCAUUAAAAUUAAUUAUUAAUGUUGCGAAAGACACGUUGUACGCCAACUUAUUGUGAGGCUCUUCAGGAACUUUGAUUGGUGACAGAAUCAGUUGACAAGUUAAUUGCAACUGAAGUGAUAUUGCUUCACAGCUUUGAAGCUCCAAUUUCUGGCGUGUCAAGUUUUAGUUGUAGUUUGUCUGGUAGUCUAGCCUACGCGCUGGAAUCAUAUACGUCUUUGGCGCACAUCGCCGAAGUGUCUCUUUAAUACGACAUUUGAAGCUGCAGCUACACUCCUGCUGCCGCUGCUCUUAACAACAUGCACAUCUAAUCCUCCUCUUCAUCGCGCAAUAUUGUUGUAAGAAACGUUAUUCAGCAUUAGCACGUGAGGACGACAGCAACAGCUGCAUAGCGCUGACGUGUGCGCAGCGCUAGGUUCCUGGCGUCAGCUGUGCAGCCUAACCAUCUUCUACGCCCCUGCUAGAAGCACAAUAAAUCCAUCAUGCCCCAAGUUUUGGUCAACCAGCGACUGCUCUUCGUAUUCGCAAUUUUCGCUCUGCUUGUUGAAGGUCUCGCGAGAAAGCAGAGCUUCCGAGUGCGUCCUUCUAGCGUGGAGGCUGUGGUAGGAUCGGACGUGUUGCUCCUGUGCGAGGUGGACGACCAGCAAGGGGAUGCCCAGUGGACCAAACACGGCUUCGCCAUGGGAUUUAACAGAACCUUGCCAGGGCUGCCUCGAUACCAGAUGGUGGGCAAUGCAGAAGACGGCGUUCACAAUCUCCGUAUCCUGAACGUCUCGCUGGACGAUGAUGGAGAAUUUCAGUGCCAAGUGACGCCGUUCAACAACGCAAGGCAGAUCCGCGCGCCAGCCGUGCUCACCGUACUGGUCCCUCCCAGCUCGCUGACCAUCGAGCGGUCGGAGGCCAGCCUGACCGUGCAGGCCGGGCAGUCGCUGUCCAUCACGUGCAAGGCCAGCGACGCCAAGCCAGCGGCGGCCAUCAAGUGGCGGAAGAACGGCGUCCUCUUCACUCCAAGUAACGAAGAGAGCAGUGAAGUCGAUGGAAGUAAAACUAAUCUUAAGACCAAAACCAGCAAGAUCACCAUCACACCAACAGCUGAAGAUAAUGACGCUAAUUUCACCUGCGUCGCUCAUCAUCCCGCGCUCACCAUCACCAACAUCAUACUACAAACUUCAGUCGUCCUGGACGUGCAGUAUCCCCCCAACGCCCCUGAAGUGAUCGACUUCGCGGAAGACGAGUCCUUCGCAGCCGGGCAAGAAAAAGUCCUGACGUGCCGAUCUCGAGGCGGUAACCCGCUGCCUGAUGUCUACUGGUACAAAAACGGCGUGGAACUUGACAGGACUUUUGAGAAGCACAAGAACUACGCCGUCAACGAGUACCGCUUUGACGUGGACUCCUCCGACAACCGCGCCGUGUACGAGUGCCGUGCGCGCAACGCCAUCACCACCGAACCUAAAACAACCAGCAUUACCAUGAGAGUCAAUUUCCCUCCUGAUUCUGUGGUCAUCACCGGACCGGCCUCGGCGAAAGUAGGCGACCGCAUCUCGCUGAGCUGCAAGGCGUCCAAUUCGAACCCCGCUGCCCAGCUCAGUCUACUGGUGAACGGACGAACUCCCCCAGGCACAGCCUCGUCUACCCCCGUCAGAACCGAGAACUGGGGCUUCACCAACACGGCUAACGUCACCAACUACCUGGUUGAAGCCACCGAUAAAGACCUGGUGGUGGCUUGCUAUGCCCACAACCAUCCACUCGGGACUACAAAAGUCGAUACAAAGACCGUUACAAUUCUCCGACCCCCUGGCCCGCCUAUCAUCGUCGGCUACAACGGCACCCAUCCUCUCAAGUCUGGCGAGCGCCUGAGCCUGACGUGUCAAAGCGACGGUGGCAACCCGCUGGCGACGCUGACGUGGUUCAAAGGCAACACAGAGUUGCCGGCGAGUGGCACCCGGCAACACGGCGACUCGUCCAUCUCUGACCUGGACGUGGUCCUACAGGAGUCUGACAACCGAGCGACGUAUUCCUGCCGCGCGUCCAACGACGCGUCAACGAUCACCCUCACCACCAACGUCACGCUCGCCGUCUAUUUUCCUCCCGCGAGCGUAAAAGUGACGGUGUCCCCGGACUCCAUCCACGCUGGGACCAACGUGACGCUGCAGUGUGAGAGCUCCUCGUCCUACCCCGCCGCCAACGUCACCUGGUGGAGGGACGGCGCUCCCCUCCUGGGGGGCGUCGAGCAGGUCAAGGACGGCCUGCAUCACGGCACCAUUACGUCGUACAGCGUGGCGGUUACGGUUGGGUCUGAAGAUGACGGGGCCAUCUACACCUGCCAGGCCAGCAACAACUGGGCCUUCACCACGCACGACUCCAUCACCCUCGACAUCAAGUAUGCACCAGUGUUCGCCGAAGGAGCGUUGCCAGCUUCAAAGGAAGUGUCAGAAGGAGAAAGUAUUUCACUUAACGCCACAGUCCUGGCUAAGCCUUCCGCGGUCACGUACACGUGGCAUUUCGGUGGCCAACUUAUCACCUCCUCAUCCGUCAUGAACAUCACCAACAUCAGCCGCACUGAUGAUGGCAUCUACACAGUUAAAGCCACCAACUCUGAAGGAUCUGUCACCAAAGAUAUCGCUCUUAAAGUUAAAUUCGCGCCAGUCAUCCUGACUAAAGACGAGAAAUUCACCGUCAACACCAACGACUCCGUCGAGCUCACGUGCCGCGCCACCGGCCUGCCUAAACCGACGUUCUCGUGGCACCGCGGCACCGAAGACAUCUCUUCGAAAGCCACGCAGUACGAUGAUAGUUCUGUCCUGACGAUCCAACGCGUAUCAGCCUCCGACACCGGAAGGUUUUUGUGCAGAGCCAAAAACGAAGUCGGCAAAGACAGCGCCAACUUCACCGUCCUUGUUAAUCAUAAACCAGUGAUGGACAGCUCGGGUCUGUACGAGCGGGCGGGUGCAGAGCUGGGCGGCACUGGGACGCUGCGGUGCAGAGCGACAGGUUCGCCUUCUAUUUCCUUCACGUGGUUCACCCGCGACAACACUCCCAUCGAGGCGGCGCUAUACUCCCGCUUCCAGAACAGAUACAGCGUCUCUGACUCUGAGUUGGUGGACGGUUUAGCGACGUACGAGAGCGUCCUCACAAUCGCGAACGUCACCAUCAAAGACCAUGGCAUCUUCCAAUGCCAGGCGAUGAACUCGCACGGCUACACCAACACCAUCAUCACCCUUGAGGGCACCACUGCUCCUGACGCGCCCUCAGAUCUCAAGGUUGUGAACACGACGCACGACAGCGUGUUGCUGCAGUGGGUGUCGGGCUACAACGGCGGACUACAACAGAGCUUUCGUAUUCGCUACCGCAGUAAAGAGUCUGAUUACUAUCAGUACGCGGAUGUGUUUCCGGGUAACGCGACAGUGUUCUCGCUGACGCGGCUGGAGCGCGAGACGACGUAUGUCUUGGCUGUCCAGGCCCGCAAUUCAAAGGGCGAGUCUGCCUUCACCAGCGAGACUGUCCAGGCCACGACUAAAAGCUCGGUGCUGGGCUCUGAGGUGGACGUGUCAGAUGAUGUCACAAAAGAGUCGUCCGUGGCCAGCCUGUUAGCCAUCAUCAUUACAUUAGUUGGAGCUGUUUUGCUUAUUCUUAAUUUAGCGCUCGUCAUCUGUUACUUCAAACGCCGUUCGUCUAAGAGACUCUCGACUUCUACAAAAGGUUCGAUCGACAAAGGCUCGAACAAGAGCAACGCCCUGGAGAUGUACGCCCCGAGCUCGUACAACGGCACCGUCAACGCCGAGACGCUCUCCUCUAUUUCUGAAAAAUCUCGCACGAGCACAGGCCAUGAGGACGACUCUGUAUUUGACGUGAGCGACGUGCGCCCCACGGCGUCCCCGAAGUACCUCAUCGACCGCCUAGAGCCUCCUGUGCAGUACGCCUCGCAGGGACCCUUGCAGUUCACCAACACCGACGCCCCACUGCACCCCGCCUCUAUGACCCAGCCUCACAGGAACCAAUAUGACCUCGACUCGCCUUAUAAUAUGGAUUUGCACAACCAAGGCCUCAGUACGCUGGACAGGCGCGGUAACCUCUCAUCUCUACCGCACGCACAAUCUCCUCUUCAAUCAAGUUACAUGAACCAAUUUUAUUCCCCCGACAACCUAUCAAUGAACCGCCACAACAACAGCCUCACUCGCCAGGGCUACCACGCCUCUGAGAACCCGUACCCUCGCACGCAGGCCCCGAAGUUACAGUUCCCCAAGGACUACAUCCGCAACGGAUCAGCCAUGAACUCGUCACUGUCACCUCCCCGCGGCGGGGGUCUAGGAUACGCACCUGCGAGUCCUGAUCGUAUGAGCCCCCCAGCUCUGCCGCCCCCCAGAACACGAGGGCAUCCCAUGCUCACCACCUUCGCGGGUGACCACAUCGCCUCCUCUACUCUGCCCAUGGAGCAGCGCGGUCAUCUCGUCUAAACUCAGACGUGGAGUGUACAUUUUCUUUGCUAUUUUAAUGGUGCUAAUUUGUUGUAUUAUUACAUGUGUACUUGGGGCACCAAAAGUUAUGACAAUCGCUUCUCAAGAUAUGGUGUUUGUGUGAAGAUGCAACUGAAAUCUCAGUUAUUUUGAGACUUGUGACGAACUUCUCAUACAAUAAAAUCAUAAUAACCGAACAUUGGCUUCCUGUUAGCCUCGAGGUGGAAGUUGGCAAUGAUGCAAUAAUUGCCUGAGUGAUGGAGUGUGAUAAGAAUAGUACUAAUGUUGAAUUAUAACUUCGAACGACGCCUUCAUGUGUUAAAGUGGGCGAAAAAUAUUGGCAGUGAAAUUCAUACGAACUGAGCGUAUACUUGAUGAAUUCAACUGUAGCGAUCAAGAAAGUCGUGUCCGCGAGUGCCUGUUAUCAUAAUUUUUUAUGUCGUUGUCUUUUUCUGGUGUUUGAAGUUUUGUCUUUUAGCUUUGAUCGGGACAUUCUUUAAGAAUUACUAGUUGUUGUUGUUAAGUCUUACUAUGAUCUCUCAUUAUUAGUGUAUUGUGCAUCGUAUUAACGCCUCUUUAGUUCCUUACAUUUACGGUGAAUUGCUUCUUGUAAAUAUUGUUGAAUAAUUCUUGUUUGAAUCAAAUGCUACUUGGUUGCCAGAUGGGAUCACUAUCGGUCCAGUCAACAUAAACCUAUUGAUGUUAUUAAAAGCGCAAUCAUUGAUGAGGUGCGGCGUAUAGCAGUCACGCCACAUGAAUCUAAGCUGCAAUAUACAAUUUAAGCGUAAACCUUAGGUAUAAUUACUGAGUCUGAAUUUUUCUGAGCGGGAGGAAUGUUUGGGUUUCUCUUAGAAAAAUUGCUGUUUAAUUUCAAAAGGGUUAUUAUUCCAUAGCGGCUCCGCAUCUCCUACACGCGCCUCCAAAUAAUUUUAAUUUUUAUCCUUUCUUACUCUGAUUCCCUGAGUGAAGAUCAAUGGUUUAUUCCUUCCUUUUAAUCAUUUUUAGGUUUAUCGUGUGGGAUAAAUUACACACGGGUCGAUUCCCAUCUCUUUCCUGCAAAUAUUAGUAAUGCAAUUAAUUAUAAAAUUCUUUCGCACUUAAUUUUUUUGAUAUAAUUUCUCAGAUUGAAUGUAAUUUGUGAAUAUGCAAUGAUUUAUUUUCGUAACUAUUUACCGGGUAUUUGAUGUAGGUACGGUAAGUGAUGUCGACACAAUGGCCGAGUAAUUAAGUGCACACUGAUUGGAGCAGUGAGUUGCGGGUACGAGUCCCAGCAAGCUGUAAAAACUAGCAGCUAGCCAGACUUUAAGAAAUCUUUGGCCAGACUGUCGACAUUCGUUGAACAUUCAUCGCAUAACUUCCAAAAUGUAGUGAAUAGAAUUUUCGCUUGAGCAAAUAAGUAGAGAUUACUGGAAAACAUGAUCAAGGCUUGGCUGUGAUUGAGUAUAGCUUUGUAGUCUUUCUACCAACCUGUACUAGAGCAGUCACUUUGCUAUCCGUGUUCUAGCAAAUAAAAUAGCUUAUCGAUUUAAAGGGAUUAAUUCAUUUUAGAAUUUAAAACAUACAUUUCUUAAUAAUGCCAAAUAGAUUUUAAAUCAUAUCAAUGGAUUUUCCAUUACGCUAUAAACUUUCCGCCUUCCGUACUUUUACUAAAAAGCGGUGUUUACUCGAUUGCAGAGGUGACAUUUUCACAAAUAAAAACCUACAAUUUUUAUUAUUGUUGUAAAUUUUGUUCCAAAUUGAACACCUCAUCGAUGCUGAUUAAUGUGCUGAUGCUCUGUAUAUCAAAAAUUCAGUCCGGUGUAGUAAUUUGUUACUAUAAUUGUCGUAAGUCUCUAUUUUUACCUAAGAUGGGUCGUAAUUACUUCUGCAUUGAUUAUUAUUGUGAAUGAAAUAAGUUUUUCUAUAGGACUCAAUGCAUCUCAAACCUGUACGAAUGUCGAAUCCACAUUUUUCUCGAUCGCGCUAUUUGUUUAAAUUUUUCAAGAGUGUUUUUAAGCCCAGUAUAGAGCCUACAUUGGUUUUGACUGUCGUUCUUUAUAAACUCGUGAUUCUUUGUACAUAAUUUUGAUCUAGGAUAAUGGACGGUGCAACUCACCGCAUAACCAAAUAGCUAUACAUUUACGACAUUUAAAACUAUUAUUAUAAAUAUCAUCUUCAACUCGUCUGUAAAAUAAUUCGCCUUUUUGAUCGUACAUUAUUACCACUACGAGUGGGAAACUGCUCAGUAUUUUUGCCUUGAAUAGAGUCAAGCAUCGAUAGCUCUUUUAUUAAAGUUAUGGCCAAUUCUGUGUACCUCUUUAGAGUUAAUGUCGCCUCAGCACUAGCUGUUUAACAUGUAUGCCUGUGAAUCAUUGAUCUAUUUGUCGGUCCACAGUUCAGUAUCUACGUUUCAUGUUCGUGCCGUUGCCCCUUUGUGCUCUCUUCAUAUUUACGGAAGCUUUUUACUCCUACAUAGUUGCAUUACCUCAUGAAAUGCGUCGGGUUAUUACAAAGUCAAGGUUUUAGUUAUAUGCAGCGAGCUUCUUCCAAGUCUGCACGAUCAGCUUAAGUAAUGUGCCAAUUCUUUAUAGUUUCGCAGUAUUUACAUCGCAAACGCGACUGUUUUUUAUGGCUUCGCUCUACUACUGAAGACUACAAAUUUGUUUUGUUUUCGACUCGAAAAACUCAAUUGUGAUUACUUUAAAUGAUAACAAAUUUAAUCCUCGUCACAAUGGUAUCGUGAGAAAUUUUCGAAUUUGCUGUUCUUAGCACCUAAACAACCACUACAGCUAACGUCAAUUAAAUCUUAGAAAUUUAAGGAAAUUCUUGAAAUGUUACGCGCUGUCAAUUUCAACUAAAACUGCCUUACAUUUGACCAAUGCUCAAAAUAGGUCGCUGGUUUGAAAAUUAGUUCCUAAUAUGAUGGUUUUUGAAUAUGCACGCAUCCACCUUAUGUCUAUGUUAAUUUCUUACGCCGUGUGAAGAGAAUUGAAUGAGAUGCUUUGCAGUAACAGAUUUGUCAUGAGUUUUAUACAGGCCUGGUUAGCUAGAUAAUUACUCUUAGUUAUUAUGUUCGUGAUGUACAUUCGCCAGGCGUGUGCUCAUUAAAAUAUCGUCGUUGCCCAGCAAUCAAAGAAGAUGCGUUUGUCCAUCUCGGUGAAUCUUGCGUUGCCAAACUGUUUAUUAGUUAUGUAAGGAAAGAGUCUAGCGGAUCAUGAAUUAUAAUCAGUAAAUGUUGUUUGCAAAGGUCGUGUCGUGAUCAUACGCGAUCGCUGAUAAUCUUCUCGCUUACUUUCUUUCGAUUGUUUUGUAAACCAUGGAAAUUGUUCAUGAAUAUUUUUUUUAACAGUUUACAAUUUAUUUCUUCAUAAGUGUGCAGCAAUAAAUCUACCUUCGA
Messenger RNA from Hyalella azteca, 8867 nucleotides. RefSeq names its product nephrin. The transcript has 20 exons. Bases 1520 to 5491 code for a protein of 1323 amino acids. Gene Ontology annotation, cellular component: cell-cell junction. Gene Ontology annotation, biological process: cell-cell adhesion. The record is from RefSeq and is a predicted model, not a curated record. Gene Ontology annotation, molecular function: cell adhesion molecule binding. NCBI's taxonomy places the organism in Eukaryota, Metazoa, Arthropoda, Malacostraca, Amphipoda, Hyalellidae.